ACCCGCAGCCGCAUCAUCGCAAUCAGACCCGCUUUUCGUCGGGAACGAAGCCUUCUCUUUCUUUUCUUGUUCUCCUUUUGGACGCGGAUUGAUAGCGCGACCUUUAUGCUCAGCAUGGCUAGGAAUCUUUCGGAAUCUGGUCGAACGCACAGCCGUUCACUUUGACUGGGUUCUCCCUAAUUAUUUCCCUUUUCGGAAAGCAACGUGGGCGCUUAUUUAUCCCUGCAUUGUUGCGCGCCACUCGUUGCGGUCCCGCGCGCCACCGAUAUAUAAGAAGCUCUUUUGUCUGCUCUGCUUGCUUGUUUAUCUCUUGCUUCAGUACAAUCAUCGCCCACAACGCGACACACGAUUAAUCACUGGUCCACUCCGAUCCUCAACUCACUUCGAGGCUGCAACGAUGCAGUUGCUCUACCACCUAAUCUUAUGGCUCUCGCAGCUCGCGUUUGUCACGACACCGAUACUCAACAGCCUUCCCUUUGACUUCACCAAGACUCUCUCCCCCGUCACCAACUUCAUCGGCCUCCUCUCCGGCGCUACAGAUUCUCUGCCCCUGCUCCCCAUCGCAGACUUCAUCCCGGUCCUCGACAUGUCCGGCUUUUGGUAUCAACGUUCGGACUUGACGGACUCGCUGUCGUUCCAGGUCGUGUUCAUCCCCACCAUGGCGGCCAUUGUUCUGGCUAUCGUGCUAAUCCUCUUCACUCACAUCGAUGAUGAAAGACUGGCGGAACUUUUUUUGGGGCGCAUUGAUGAACACCUCAGUACGAGGAUCGACGCCAUUCACAUUCAGGUGUCACGAAACGUCGCUGUCACCUCGCCCCACCACAGAACCCGUAAACCCUCGUCGCGUAAAGGCAACAGCAUCCCCCUACGCGUCGUCCACAUCUCUCGCGACGCGACGACGUGUCUGAACGAUUUCGAUGAUAAUGCACGCGAAUUGGAGCUCAAUGCCCUGGUUGGAUUCAAGACAUACGGCCAAAUUCCGUCGAGCGUAACAGCACCCAUCGAGAGCCUGGGCGAUCGCGAAUACUUCGAGGAACCUCUCGAGGAAUAUCAUGAUAUGGCUGCCGAGGUUGGAGACGUGGUAGUCAAUGUAUUGGUAUCUGGUGACCCCACUCGCGAUUCGACCCCGCCCCCGCCCUCGCCCUCGCUCUCGCCAAUGCCCUCGAUGAUCCCCACGCACGCCCCCAUCACGACCUCUUCGCACGAGACGGCCGUUCAGCAAAGCGAGGACUCAGGCUCGACACCUCCCACGCCAGACGAACCCGAGGACAGCUCUAUCCCCCCUUCCACAGCAUCCAGCACCCCAGGCUCCACUUCGUCCGACAUCAUCGCCAUCACCACGCCCGACCUUCCCAGGCCUUCGGCUCUCACGCCAGACUCGGUCGCCAAUCUCGACAACAUCGAUGCAGAUAAAUUGGACGCUCAGGACGUCGAUGCUUCCUCUCCUGGUGGGUAUGAGAUGGUGCACCGUGGAGGUGUCCCUUCGACAGGAAACCACGAGACCGACCGGCUGUACGACAUGCUCGAGCGCUCGGUGACAGCGAAGUCUCCUGCCCAUAACUCCUCCACGAGACUUCCUCCGCAAACACUUGCGACCGCCGUUGAUCCUAUGCCGAGGCCUGAGACCGCGUUGACGGGUAUGAAGAUUGACAUUGAGGCCCUGUUUGCAUCCGAAUCGGCAUCCGCAUCCCCUGUCGAUAAGCAACCCACAACUACGACCGACAACUCUUCAUCCACACUGUUCCCUGGCUUCCGCGGAUUUGAGGAUCGUUUCGCUUCAAGAGAGUCCGAGAAAGAUACCAGCGUAUCAUCCAAGGACACGCGCGUCCGCUCUGCAUACACGGAAAGCCCUCCUCAAACACAACAAGAGAACCCAUCCUCUGGCCGCGAUUCCGUGUUCCAGGCAUCGCCUGCUAGCGGCGCCUUACCCUCCGUCUCCUCCCCGUCUCGUUUCAGAAAGAUCGAUUUCGAGGAACCAUUCGCAUCUGUCCAUGACAGUGAGGUGAACAACAUUGACGGCAGCGAUGAAGACGACGCCUCGGAUGCACAACCCAUUGUGUAUCACCCCGUUUAUAUGAACGACCGUUCAAGACGCAUGUCUCUUCCAGACCUUCGAUCUGUCUUCCUGGCUCCGUUGGACGACACUGAAGACAGCGAAGUAGAGGAAACCACGGACGCACCCCGUCCCGUCAAUAGGGUCGAGUUUCGAAGACGGACGCCUCCUGAUUUUCGAUCAGACUUCUUCUAUGAGCGCAGGCGAUCUGACUCGCCCCUGUCCGACCAUUGCCCUACUGUCGAAUCUUCCCCUGUUGGACCCAUUUCAGCAGACGAAGCGGACGAAAUCUUAUCAAAGCUUCUGCCUGCCCGGCAGAUUGCCUAUGACGCAGAUGAAUCCGACUUCGACGAAGACGACGACGGCGACGGCGACGCAGACGACUGGGACUUCCACCCAAAGUCGAACGCUACGACUCCUGCCAUCUCUUCGGCUCCAGCUUCGACAAUUCCAACUGCUCUCUCUUCAGCUCCAGCCCCAAUAGCUCCAACUUCCCUCUUGCCAACACUCCCUGCCCGUCCCCCACGCCCAAGAGUCCCUUACGCACCGCUCAAGAAACCUGGUACCUACCGCGAGCUCUGGGACGCUGCUCACGCUGCCCAUUCCAAAGGCCAGAAUUGGCUCGCCGCGAGACUUCUUCCGGAACGGUUCCCGAUGUUCUGGAGUCCGACUGCGAGGUCGUGGGCGGACGAGGUGGAGGAGGAUAUGUUCAGAGAGGCGUUAGAUGCGAAGCUGAUUGGUGAAGGCGGACGAGCUCGGACGGCCGAAGAACUAGCAAGUCCUCGGGCGGACGAGGUAGAGGAGGAUAUGCCGAGAGAGGCAUUCGAGGUCCUCGAUAGCCUGGCUCAAGAUCAGGGCUCGAUACGAUAUUACCAGGUCGACGAAGUUCUUCCUCCAGCGCUCUGUUCAAGACUUGCAUCCGUCCACCGGUUCAUCACCGAAUAUCACUUCGUGGCCGAUGCCGAUUUGGACUAUCGCGCAGGCCUGUCGGGCAGAUCUACCAGCAGACGGGGGACGCCCUGGUUGCUGCUAGAUCUGCCCGACUAUAAGUCCAAGGAUCGCGACAAUUCAAAGGGGAUAUUGUGA
Molecule: messenger RNA, 3139 nt
Organism: Stereum hirsutum FP-91666 SS1
Lineage: Eukaryota; Fungi; Basidiomycota; Agaricomycetes; Russulales; Stereaceae
Exons: 7
Coding region: 398-3139 (913 amino acids)
Source: RefSeq, a predicted model, not a curated record